Sturnus vulgaris (Common starling) is the source of this 624-nucleotide messenger RNA. Lineage: Eukaryota; Metazoa; Chordata; Aves; Passeriformes; Sturnidae. The record is from RefSeq and is a predicted model, not a curated record.
AUGGCUCCGCUCCGCCGCCUCUGCCUCUGCCUCCUCCUGGCUCUGCUGCUGCCGCUUCCCGCGGCACCGGCACCGGCCCCGGUCCCGGUCCCGCUUCGCCACCCGGACUGGACCGCCUGUAGGAUCCUGUCCCGGGAACUGUCGCGGCUGCUGGCGACCGUCAAGGAGCCCCACUCGGCGCUGGAGGGGAUGCAGCUGCUGGAGGAGGACCCCCAGAAUUGGCCCCCUCGGAUCCGCUGCAGCGACGCCUGUGACCCCCAGACGCUGGAGACCAACCACACGCGCUGCCUGCACCGGAUCCGCCAGGCGCUCCAGCACUACCGGGACCUGCUGGGCUCCGACAUCUUCCGGGACCAGCCCCAGCCCCAGCUGGAGACCACGAUGGAGCAGCUGCUGCGCCACGUCCAGGUGAGGAACCGGGGGCUCGCAGGGAGGCACCAGGCACCCCUCGGACCCCCCGCUCUGACCGCGCUGUCCCCACAGGAAGGGCACGGCCGCCCCCCCCGGCACCCCCUGGUCUCCACCGACGUCUGGGCUCAGCCGUACCAGCGGCACCUGGCGCUAAAGCGGCUCCGCUCCUUCGCUGCCGUCAUGGGCAGGGUCUUCAAUCACAGCGCCCGCUGA